CGGUUACAUCGUUGGCAGUGCCACGAAGAUGUUGACAGCACAACUCUUCCGCGGGGUGCGAACUUCCGAUGCUGAUCGUCCUCCUUUUUUCUCCUUUUCGGCCUUUCUUUAAUCUCCCCCUUCUUCCCCGCCGUAGCUUGCGCGAUCUCUCAACGAUUAUCAAGCCGAACGAUUUCUUGAUUCUCCAUUUCCUCCUUCGACGGCCGGUUCUGCUUCAGGGUGGUGGGGAAACAUGAUUAUCUGAUCGCAAUUGCUCUUUAGUUGUCGUUCAGCAUAUUGGGAAGAGAAAGUUACAAGUUGUAUUCUGUUUUGUGAUUUAUGAAGUAUGGAGUUCUGUGUAUACUGGAUGCAAGAAGGGAAGUUUCUUUGUUACUGUGAGCUAGUUUGGUAAGGGUCAUUUGUCUGAGAUGGUUGAAAUUUGCUGAAUAUUUUGAAAGGAAAAGUUUUGGUCGCAUCUAUUUCAUCCAAUUAAAAAUUCAAACGCUAAUUAUGAUGAUGAUAAGCAGGAUAGCAUUUAAACUGAAAUCUCUACAUAUUUGGAUCAUGUGUGAGUUGUGACACAAAGAAUUCGAAGUAUUGUGGCCAUUUUCAUUUGUCUAGUAGGCCAUCCAUUUAACCACUUUUAUUUUUUUUGACUGCAAAAUGUACCAAAUGUAAUCUGUAUGGUUUCCAGUACUUCUCCAGUUGUUAACAUUUCGGCUAUAUUAAACUGUUGAUCAUGUGUAAAAAACCAUGAUUGGGAAACCGUUUUGUGCACCUAAAUUGUCUGAGCUAUUGUGCCACAGGGCAUUGCACAAUUUUACCAUUUUCUUUGAAUUAUUUCUCUUACGGAUGAGGUCUGGUGCAUUGCCUUGUGGCACACUGUUUUCCUAUAUGAUUAGGUAGUCUAGGUUUGCAUUUUCUUCCUAUAUCAAUUUGGUUUGCAACAUUUCCUAUUUUUGUUGUUCUAAAAUGAUUUCCCACUUUCUGUUUUAGGUAUGUAAAGAUGAAUAAAGUGACAAAAUUACCUUAUUCGAGAAAGGGAAAAAUAGUAAUUCUUGUGCUAGUCAAAUUUAUUAAUUUCCUUAAUUCUUGUGCUAGUCAAAUUUUGCAAAUCAAAUUGGAACGGAGGGAGUACACUUUGCACAGAACAGUAUUUAUAUAUUGAAUUUGCUUUUAUAUUUUUACGGAGUAUUUGAUAAGACAGUACACAAUAUAAUGUAGUCAAAUGUGUGUAAUGCAAAUUUACCCAAAAAAUGAUUUGGCUAUAACGCUAUAUAUUAUUGUGGUCUACAAAAUUACAGUGACGAGUAAAUAUUAUUAUAUGGUAGGCCAAUUUUGAAAACAAUCUAGAGAUUCGUAUAUUUAUAUAAUACCAAGUAAGCAACUACUUUCCAUUUCCAUCUUUUACACUCUAAAGAGGAAAUAGUGCAGCCAAAAUUAUGGACUGGUUGCUUUAUGCCCACCCUUCCCCCUGAUGUUGUUUUCGCAGGGCUCUUUUGCAUGUUUGGCAUUUGAACCCUGUUUGGUUGCUGAAUUGCUAAUGCAACCUUAUAAGUAAAGUAACCUUUUAUUUUAUGAGGGGUGGGUGCGAACAAGAGUUGUAAUUGAACAAAAAGGGCAUAGAAUCAGAGCCUUUUCUUAUGUACAUUAUUCUUAUUGCUUUAUAUUCUUAUCCUAUAUAAGAUGCUCUUAACUUCUUAUUGGAAUAUUGCUUGCUUGUUUUCCUGAAAGAUCAUUUACUUCAAAAUUGUAUCUUCGAGAUUAACUUCCCUCUUUAAAUCCCAAGCUAUAUGUGUGUAACUUUUUAUUUGAAGCCAUUUUCUAGUUGUAACCACCAACCUUAUGGAAGGGAAGGGAAGGGACUAAUAUCAUUUAUUCCAAAGUUCUAUUCAGUCUGAUAUUCAAAGUGUUGGGUCAUUGCAAAUGUAUUUAAUGUGCCACAAUGAAGAGUGGAUUGUAAUUAUAAAAUCCAAUGGCUGGAAUACCUAAUAUACUAAUUAAGUCUAUAUGAUUUUAUUUACGUGAGAUGAUAACAUUUUCUAAUGUUUCCAGGGAUUCUUGACAUUUGAAUUUACGUGAGUCAAUUUAUGUUUGAUGGCUGAAGAUAUUGCCAAUUCAUCACUGAUCUCAGAAACACUUGUAAGGAAUGAGCUUGAGAAGACAAGCCCCAUCGAAAGCAGCAAUAAGGAAACAGGACAUUUGAGUAAUAAGCAUUCUGUUUUUGCACCUGGUAGCUUAAGCUCAAGAAGAAGCUCUACUGGGAAACAAAAUUGUCGUUCUGAUAGUGAUCACACCAUCGUUCCCAACUAUCUCAGAGCUUCUACUGGUUCUUGCCAUGAUUUCUGUAAAUACGGAAGGAAUCACUCUUCUGAACCGAAACCAAUCCGUCCUCUGCCACGAAGACCCAAAAUCCCUCUGAAUCAGAAGCUGAUUCCUGCAAUGGCGUCGGGGACUAGUGUAAGUGGGGCCUGUGAUCCUGAAGAAACCCACUCUCAAGCACCCCCAGAAAUCAUCAAAGAUGUAGUCUUUUUGCAGCCUGAGGAAGUUGAGCCUUCACAGGUGCAAGAUACCACAAGCAACAAGAUGACACCAAAGACGGAAGGGAAAACAAAAAGUAUGUCACCAAAAGACCGUCCACCCAAGUCACUAAAACAACCAACUUCCUGUAAGGCUCUAGAAGGUGUAAAGCCAGGUUCGGGAGGAAAAGGUGAUAUUAUCGGUUGUGAAAGAGUUAGGGACACCAAAGUGAGCAGAAAGAUAGUUGUGAAAGCCCCAACUGCUUCAUCAACUUCGAAGCCUUCUGUCAGGGAAGCUCUAAAUCUGAGAAAGCGGGCGAGUUUGACCUUAAAACCAGCAAAAAAUCGUAACAGAAUGGGGGAAACUGAUGUCGAAGCUGAAGAAAAUGUCUCUGAGAAAACACUGCAUGUCGUCCAGAUGGAAAAUGUGGACCAUGCUCAAAAUGAUGAAAUAGUUGCUUCGCUUUCUUCACCACCAUCUUUAUUGUUGCCCGAAUCUUCAUCUGCUUCACACUCUCCAGAUUCAUACAUAGAAAGUAAUCCAAGCAAGAGCUUGACCAAGUCCAAGAAGCCAGUUCUCCCUAAACUUGAUGAUGCUCCAUCAUCUGUAAAACCAAAAUUUAGUAGGGGCAAGAUUCAUGAUACAGGGAAUGAAUAUAAUAGUCCAAAGAGAUUAAAAUAUAGCAAGGAAAAGAUUUUGAGGAAAAAGAGAGAAGACGCCAAUGUGGAGGUGGUUAAAGACAAUAUGACGGAAUCUGAUCAUCAUAAUCACAUUAUCUCGUCCCCUGAAAAAAGAGAUGGCAAUAACAUACCUGCAAGCAGUAAGGGAGCUAAAAACGUGGGAAGAAAUCAAAUCAUGGCUUCUAAAAGGGGAACUCUCAUUGCUACUAGAGUGGAAACUCCUUUGCCAGUGAAACUAAAGUUUAGGAAAGGAACCGUGGUGAAUCUCCAUCAAGAAAUCAACAGUCCGAGCAUACUAAAUUUUAGGAAAGGGAGGAUUUUGAGGAAAAAGCGAGAAGAUGCCAAUGUGGAGGUGGUUAAAGACAAUAUGAUGGAGUUUGUUCAUCAUGAUCACAUUAUCUCGUCCUCUGAAAAAGGAGACAACAAGAACAUAUCUGCAAGCAGUAAGGGAGCUAAAAGUGUGGGAAGAAAUCAAAGCAUAGCUUCUAGAAGGGGAACUCUCAUUGCAACUAGAGUGGAAACUUCUUUACCAGUGAAACUAAAGUUCAGGAGAGGAACCGUGGUUAAUCUCCGUCAAGAAAACAACAGUCCGAGGAGAUUAAAUUUUAGGAAAGGAAAGAUUUUGAGGAAAAAUCAAGAGAGCAAUUCGGAUGGGGGGAAAGAUAAGGUUGUGGAGUCUGUUCAUGAGCAAGAUGAUACAAACAGGUCUGGAGUUGCAACCAGUCAAGGAGGAGAUGACAAGAGAAUAGGCGCAAACAGCAAGGAAGCGAGUCCCCAACAUGAAACCAAGAGGUCUGGUUCUGCGAUGGUAGGGAGAGAUUCAAGGGGGAACCAAGUGAACAAGAGUGGUGAUACAAGGAGGAGAAGUUCAAAGAAGAGAGUUGAGCGUGGAGAAAAUAGCAGUGAUAUGAUGGGCCUGGGGAAGGUGAUUUUGAGGCAUCAUGAAGAAGUGGAGGGGGUGAAGAAAGAUGGGCAGGGUGUAUUACUCAAUAAUGUGAUUGAAGAGACGGCAAGCAAGCUUGUUGAGAGCAAGAAGAGCAAGGUUAAGGCUUUGGUUGGAGCUUUCGAAACGGUGAUUUCUCUACAAGAGAAAAAGCCCUCUUCUGAUCAUUCCGUUUCUUGACAGGAAACAAAAACUUUGUUUUACCACUCUUCAUGUUUUACUGAAUAUAAUCAUUGAAGUUUGUUUUACUGGUACUUUAUCAAAGUUUCUGCACCCUUUCGUGCUGGUAUACUAGUAUAUCCACCCAAGUCCUUUUUUUUACCUGAAAAAAAAGAGUGUUAAUAGAUAAAGAAUAUGUUGAAAGGUACGGGGAUUUGAAGUGUUGAUAGAUACAUUAUUUGUGGUAAUAGCUCUAAUGAUGGUGUAUGACGU
Cuscuta europaea is the source of this 4554-nucleotide messenger RNA. The record is from the annotation of a GenBank genome assembly. NCBI's taxonomy places the organism in Eukaryota, Viridiplantae, Streptophyta, Magnoliopsida, Solanales, Convolvulaceae.